AUGGCUCAGCCCAAUCCUUACCUCUUGGCCUGCGACAACCCGUCAGCACUGCUCGAACUCUUGCGCUCCAAUCCCGCGAUCGCUUCUUCCCAGGACGAACAUGGCUACUCCCUCCUCCACGCUGCCUCAUCCUACGGCCACGUCGAUCUCCUGCGUGCGCUAGUGAAGGAAUUCAAUGUCAAUGUCAACCUCCUCGAUGAAGACGGCGAGACCUGCCUGUUCGUGGCCGAGACUACUAAGGUGGCCCGAUGCCUGGUUGAGGAACUCGGCGCGGAUUAUAACAAGACCAACGAUGAUGGCUACAAGGCCCACGAGAAGAUGGAGGCCGACGAUGAAUUCCCCCAGGUUGUCGCCUACCUUCGCGGAGUUGCCGGUGCUCCUGCUGCAUCCUCUGCAGAGGGUUCAGAGGGACCAUUGAAUGCCCCGCCACCUGUUCCGAGCAACAUGCAGGUGAAUAUUGGCACCAUGUCGGAACAAGAAGCCACUGCUGGUGAAAUGGAGGUGGAUCCCGAGUUCAAACGCCGGAUUGAUGAGUUGGCAGCUCGUGAGGAUUUCAACAGCGCUGCCACCCAGGAGGAAUUGCGGGCUUUGGUGAUGGAUGCCCUCUCCGGUUCUAGUGUUGAGACUGCGGAUCGUGAGACCCGGAGGAGGACGGAGUAA
Molecule: messenger RNA, 660 nt
Organism: Penicillium cataractarum
Lineage: Eukaryota; Fungi; Ascomycota; Eurotiomycetes; Eurotiales; Aspergillaceae
Product: ankyrin repeat protein
Exons: 1
Coding region: 1-660 (219 amino acids)
Molecular function (GO): protein binding
Source: RefSeq, a predicted model, not a curated record